This is a messenger RNA of Colletotrichum lupini, 1623 nucleotides long. Its product is annotated as zinc carboxypeptidase. Gene Ontology annotation, biological process: proteolysis. The record is from RefSeq and is a predicted model, not a curated record. Bases 1 to 1623 code for a protein of 540 amino acids. Gene Ontology annotation, molecular function: zinc ion binding; metallocarboxypeptidase activity. Lineage: Eukaryota; Fungi; Ascomycota; Sordariomycetes; Glomerellales; Glomerellaceae. The transcript has 2 exons.
AUGCGGCCUCACGUCGUCUUGUCUUCGCUGGCCAGCGUCGCCAUUCUGGUCCCCGCCGCCUCCGCUGCACGUUUCGACGCAUACCCCGAAUAUCGCCACGACGCCUCCGCUACUGCCGUGAGAGCCAAGUCUGACCUCUUUCCCUUCCUGAAAAGACUUCGGAAUGGCGUCGUUGAAUUCGUCUUCGGACCCCAUCCUGCCAAAGCUAGCCACCUGACAUCUCACGUCCGAACAAGCCUGCGAGACGAUCACAUCAAUGAGGUCGUCUUGCGCUUCAAUCUCACCACCGCGGAAGAAGAGUCUGCCUUUGCCGCCGCCGCCGCCCGUACCUUUCUAGACAUUUGGGCCUUCAACCAUGAAUUCGUCGAUGUUCGAAUUCGCCAAGACAAUGUUCGAUCGCUGCUUGGGCUUCUGCCCGACUCUCUGAAAUCAGCUUACUCGACGUUGAUAUCGGAUGUAGCAGCCGCUGUGUACGACACAUAUCCUGCCGUCGAUGUCCCGGCUCAGACUUACCGCAUCCCCGAUGGUCGCGCAAACCUCAAGAAUGCGCAAAACGGGAAUGAGAACUAUUUCUUCCAGGAUUACCAGAGGCUUGAUGUUUGUGACCUCACGCCCGUGCAAGCACUGCGGACCAUCACCGAAGUUAUAACCAUUGGGCAAUCCUCUGAACAACGAGAUAUUCUCGGUCUCAAGGUUGGCAUGAAGACCCAGGCGCCAGGCAGCGAAAAGCGGAAGACAGUCGUUGUUGCGGGAGGGAUGCAUGCAAGAGAGUGGAUUUCCACGACAACUACCAACUAUGUCGCUUGGUCAUUCAUUACGGCCUUCGGCAGGGAGCCCAUGAUCACCAAGCUGCUGGAGCACUUCGAUUUCAUCUUCAUCCCGGCUGUCAACCCCGACGGUAUCGAGUACACCUGGACUACAGAUCGACUGUGGCGCAAGUCCCGGCAGGAGACGGGUAUGUCUUGGUGCCACGGUUUCGACCUCGACCACGCCUUUGGCUAUGAAUGGGGCGACUACUCCGAAAACGACCCUUGCUCUGAGAGCUAUGGCGGUAAACAGCCAUGGCAGGCUGCCGAAGCCAGAGCUGUAGCACUCUGGGCGAGGAAUGCAUCCUUGGAGGAUACCGAGUUUAUUGGUCUCAUUGACCUGCACUCCUAUUCUCAACAGGUGCUAUUUCCCUUCGCAUACUCCUGCGACGUCGACCCGCCCAAUGUCGAGAACCUCGAAGAGCUCGCUGCUGGGCUUGCCAAGGCCAUCCGUCUGUCCAACGGAGAGCUGUACUCGGUCACAUCGGCGUGCGAAGGAGCUGUCGCAGGACGAGGCUCUGCUCCAGGUGCUAAGCGUCUUGAGACAGGCGGUGGAUCGGCCAUUGACUGGUUCUAUCAUGAACUGCACGCGCAUUAUAGUUACCAGAUCAAGUUGAGGGAUACCGGCAGCUACGGCUUCCUUCUUCCCAGGGAAAACAUCAUUCCCGUCGGCGAAGAAAUAUCCAGCGCGAUGAAGUACUUUGGAGACUAUCUCCUUGGCAACAACGGAAUCGAGAAGUCCGUAGGAGCCUUGACACCAACAUCCGACGAACCGGAUCGUAGUCUGGAGCUUCGACGACUCAGAAAGCGCAAAUAG